Molecule: messenger RNA, 1566 nt
Organism: Penicillium lagena
Lineage: Eukaryota; Fungi; Ascomycota; Eurotiomycetes; Eurotiales; Aspergillaceae
Exons: 7
Coding region: 1-1566 (521 amino acids)
Biological process (GO): transmembrane transport; carbohydrate transport
Cellular component (GO): membrane
Molecular function (GO): carbohydrate:proton symporter activity
Source: RefSeq, a predicted model, not a curated record
AUGGCGAGAACAUACACUCUCUACAAUCUUCGUAUCAUUCUGGUAUUGACAUUUGGAAGUUUAACCUUCGGGUAUGGAUUUUCUGUUAUCUCCAACACCCUGGGCCAGCCAGGAUUCCUCUCUUUCUUCGGGCUGGACCAGAAUCCCGCUCGAGCCAACGCCAUCACCGGAGCUAUCAAUGGCCUCUACUGCGCCGGUGCCAUGCUGGGGUGCCUCGUGGUUGGGUGGAUGUGUGAAGCCAGAGGUCGCAAGGAAACCAUGUAUCUGGCCUCCGCGGUCAACAUCCUUGGUGGAGCAUUAGAAGCCGGUUCGGUCAAGCUGGGCAUGUUUCUAGCGGCACGAUGCAUUGCGGGUGUUGGCAUCGGCAUGAUGGUAGUUCUUAUCCCAAUUUAUCAAGCUGAAAUUUGUGGGUUCUAUAAUCAAAAUCCGCCCCCAGCAGCUCGUGGCUUUUUGGUCGGACAACAUGGCACUUGGAUUGUUCUCGGAUAUGCAAUUGCCGGCUGGGUGGGAGUGGGAACAUAUUAUUCCCCCAACCUCUCGUUCCAGUGGCGUUUCCCAAUUGCUUUGGCAUGUCUUCCACCUCUGUGUCUGCUGGCAUGCAGUCCGUGGAUUCCAGAGUCGCCACGAUGGCUGCUCACGAGAGAUCGGAAAGACGAGGCUUGGGCCAUCAUCGCAAGGCUCCAUGGAGAUGACACCAGCGGCGAUAGUUAUGCAGGCGCGGAAUUCCACCAGAUGGUUGAACAAGUUCAAGCAGAUGCUGCGGCAUGGUCUGCAGGAGGAAAUCGUCAACUCUUCACAAAGCCUUCCUAUCGCAAGCGAAUGUGGAUGGGCUUCUUCAUUCAAUAUGCAGCUCAAUCGACUGGAGCGCAAGUGAUCUACGUUUAUAUUGUCUCACUGUACAAAAAUCUUGGAUUGACAGGCGGAAUGCCGUUAAUACUUGGUGCUGCAUAUGUCACCGUCGCGACUCUCUCCAACUUCGGAGGGGCGUUAGCUCUGGACAAGGUCGGUCGCAAACCUCUUCUGAUGACUGGAUUGGCCGGGUGCAUGCUGUCCGUCUGCCUCGAAACGGCAAUGAUCGCACGCUUCGCAGGAACUUCUAACCAUGCUGGCCUCGCCAUGGGUGUGUUCUUCUCGUUCUGCUUCAUUACUUUCUACGGUGGAGGGAUUGAUGUCGUUGGCUAUGUUUAUUGCAGUGAAAUAUUUCCAACUCACAUCCGCUCUCAGGGCGUCGCGUGGUCUAUGUUUGGAACAUUUCUCUCGACCCUGGUUUAUGUUGAGGCUGCUCCCACCGCGCUGGCGACUAUCAAGUGGAAAUACUACAUUAUCUUUGUCUGCUUGACCAUGUGCAAUAUCUUGAUCCUGUAUUUCUGGUGUCCUGAGACCAAAGGACUAUCCCUCGAGGAGAUCAACGAAAAGUUCGGGGACGACGUCGUGGUUCAGUUGGAAGUUGGGGCUGCAGCCGAGCCGGACGUGGAAAACCUGAAACUAAAGGGAAAACACGAUGGGCACGAUAUGGUCGAGCACAAAGAAGUUGCUCGCACCGAGACGGAGUCCGGGGAUAGCUAA